UCCCAACGCAAAAAUUAAAGAAAAAAAAAAAAAAAAUCCAAUUUGGAGGAACCGAGAACUCUGUAUCAUGUCGGUACAAGGGACUUAUCGAAUGUGAUGAAUGGUCAGAGCUCAGAGAAAUCACCGCCUCACCUGAAUCGCGCCAAAGCAGUGCUAGGUUGAAACCAAUCCCUUUUGUUGCGUUAGGAGGGCACAAUUUGGAGUUAUGCUUCUCUCAGCACUUUUAACUUCAGUUGGAAUCAAUCUUGGGCUCUGUUUUCUGUUUUUCACUUUGUAUUCAAUUUUGAGAAAACAGCCUGCCAAUGUCACUGUAUACGGUCCCCGGCUUGUUAAAGAUGGGAACUCUCAGCAGUCAAAUGCGUUCAACCUCGAGAGGCUUUUGCCUACAGCAGGUUGGGUCAAAAGAGCACUGGAACCUACCAAUGAUGAAAUCCUUUCCAAUCUUGGCUUAGAUGCUUUGGUCUUCGUUCGUGUUUUUGUCUUCAGUAUAAGAGUGUUUAGCUUUGCUUCUGUGGUUGGAAUCUUCAUACUUCUUCCGGUUAAUUAUAUGGGCACCGAGUUUGAAGAGUUUUUUGACCUGCCAAAGAAGUCUAUGGAUAACUUCAGCAUUUCUAAUGUCAACGAUGGAUCAAAUAAGCUGUGGAUCCACUUUUGCGCAAUAUACAUCUUCACUGCAGUUGUUUGCUCUCUACUUUACCAUGAGCACCAGUACAUCUCAUCAAAGCGGAUAGCUCAUCUUUAUUCAUCCAAGCCUCAGCCACAUGAAUUUACGGUUCUGGUCAGUGGCGUCCCUCUUGUGUCCGGGAACAGUAUAAGUGAGACAGUGGAAAACUUUUUCAGGGAAUAUCAUUCUUCCACGUAUCUUUCUCAUAUAGUUGUUCAUCGGACAGACAAGUUAAAAGUUCUCAUGAAUGAUGCUGAGAAGCUGUACAAGAAGCUUACUCGAGUAAAAUCCGGAAGCAUAUCUCGUAGGCGUGAUGGGUUUCUAGGGAUGUUUGGGAAGAAUGUUGAUGUGGUUGACCAUUACCAAAAGAAGCUUGACAAGUUAGAAGACGACAUGAGAUUGAAACAGUCUUUAUUAGCAGGAGAGGAAGUUCCAGCUGCUUUCGUUUCCUUUAGGACAAGACAUGGUGCUGCAAUAGCAACAAACAUUCAGCAAGGUCUAGAUCCAACACAAUGGCUGACUGAGAGAGCCCCGGAGCCUAGUGAUGUUCAUUGGCCAUUUUUCACUGCAUCGUUUGUGAGAAGAUGGAUCUCCAAUGUGGUGGUGCUCGUGGCUUUCGUAACUCUGUUAAUCCUAUACAUUGUCCCUGUUGUAGUGGUUCAAGGUCUUGCUAAUCUUCACCAGUUAGAGACUUGGUUCCCUUUUCUAACAGGCUUAUUAAAUAUGAAAAUCGUGAGCACAGUGAUUACGGGAUAUCUUCCGAGUCUAAUUUUCCAGCUUUUCCUUUUGACAGUACCACCCAUUAUGCUUCUACUUUCCUCAAUGCAAGGAUUCAAUUCUCAUAGCCAGAUCGAGAAAUCUGCAUGUAUCAAGCUUCUAAUCUUUACCGUGUGGAACAGUUUUUUUACAAAUGUACUGUCCGGAUCUGCUCUUUAUCGUGUUAAUGUGUUCCUUGAACCUAAGACUAUUCCUCGUGUGCUUGCUGCAGCUGUGCCAGCACAGGCAUCUUUCUUUGUAUCUUAUGUUGUGACAUCUGGAUGGACUGGUUUAUCAUCAGAAGUCCUACGUUUGGUUCCUCUUCUUUGGAAUUUAAUAAAUAAACUUUUCGGCAAGGAAGAUGACAAAGAAUUUGAAGUUCCUUCAACUCCUUUCUGCCAAGAAAUCCCAAAGAUUCUAUUUUUUGGACUUCUCGGUAUAACUUACUUCUUCCUUUCGCCAUUGAUACUGCCGUUCUUGUUGGGUUACUAUUGUCUUGGAUAUGUCAUCUACCGCAACCAGCUCCUAAACGUAUAUGCGGCCAAGUAUGAAACUGGUGGAAAGUUUUGGCCAAUAGUACACAGCUACACUAUCUUCUCUUUGGUACUAAUGCACAUAAUUGCAGUCGGANGUUGGGUCAAAAGAGCACUGGAACCUACCAAUGAUGAAAUCCUUUCCAAUCUUGGCUUAGAUGCUUUGGUCUUCGUUCCCUUUUGUUUUUUNUAUUGCCAAAGACGGUUUUUACCAAAUUUCAGAUCGUAUCCUACCGAGUGUCUGGUAAACAAAGACAAAGAAGACGAGAGAGACCAAAACAUGUCUGAAUUCUAUUCGAAACUUGUUGUUGCUUAUAGAGAUCCUGCGCUUUCGGAAUCACAGAACUCACGAGACAUCUCACCUUAAGAUCCUCCGCUUCAUCAUUCACGUUUACGCGCCCGAGAAGAAAAGCUUUUACUUGAACUUUUGAAGUUUGCUGCAUAUACAAUUAUACAUGUUGAUGGUGUAUGUUAGUUACUACUAUACACAUACUAAACCGGUUGUCUUGUACAUUGGGUAGUAACCGAGUUUUGUAUUUAGACCACAUGACCACAAAUCUCAGUACUUUUUUUUUGUUUUUUGAUUCUUUUUUUAUAUAAUGAAGUGAAAAUUGAUUGGUA
This is a messenger RNA of Camelina sativa (false flax), 2574 nucleotides long. NCBI's taxonomy places the organism in Eukaryota, Viridiplantae, Streptophyta, Magnoliopsida, Brassicales, Brassicaceae. The record is from RefSeq and is a predicted model, not a curated record.